AUGGGUGUCGCCAAAAAAACCAGAAAGUUUGGGCAGGUCAAGCGCAUGAUCGGACAGCGCGACGCCAGACUCAAGGCCAACAAGGAAAAGGCCGAGCUCGAGGCCAAGGCCAAGGCCAAGAAGCAGACGCCCAGCGGCGAGCUCGUCCGCGAGGCCCCCCAGAUGCCCAGCAACAUGUUCUUCCAGCACAACACGGCCCUCGUGCCCCCAUACAACGUCCUCGUCGACACAAAUUUCCUCAGCCACACAGUCCAGCGCAAGCUCUCGCUCCUCGAGUCCAUGAUGGACUGCCUGUACGCAAAGUGCAACCCCAUCAUCACCUCGUGCUGCAUGGCCGAGCUCGAGAAGCUCGGCCCCAAGUACCGCCUGGCCUUGCGCGUCGCCAGGGACGAGCGCUGGCAGCGCCUCGAGUGCGACCACAAGGGCGUAUAUGCCGACGACUGCCUCGUCGACAGGGUCACCAAGAACCGCAUCUACAUUGUCGGCACAAACGACAAGGCCCUGAAGCAGCGGUUACGCAAGAUUCCCGGUGUCCCGCUCAUGAGCGUCGCGAGGGGGAAAUAUGUCAUUGAGAGGCUGCCGGGGGCUCCGGAUUCAUAG
Messenger RNA from Hirsutella rhossiliensis, 600 nucleotides. Its product is annotated as fcf1 domain-containing protein. NCBI's taxonomy places the organism in Eukaryota, Fungi, Ascomycota, Sordariomycetes, Hypocreales, Ophiocordycipitaceae. The coding region runs from base 1 to 600 and encodes 199 amino acids. Gene Ontology annotation, cellular component: small-subunit processome; nucleolus. The record is from RefSeq and is a predicted model, not a curated record. The transcript has 2 exons.